UAAAUGCGGUGACGGCUUGCCAUACCGUCGGCGGCCGUCAUGGAGGCGCAGCAGAGGCAGUAGCUGGGCAACAAACGCAGAAUCCCUCCGCUGCAUCGCCUCGUGCCAUCAGAACAGGUCCACGACCGAACCGAACCGAACCGGACCGGACCCUAGCCAGCAGGAGCCGCCAAGAUGAAGCACUUCCUCCGAGUGGUGACCCAGUUCUUCGCCUUCCUCUACUGUAAAUGUCUGUGGCGAGGUCUGAAGUUCGUCACCAGGAAGUUGACGGGCCGCUGUGAGCUGCAGAGGAUCUGCUAUAGCAACAAGCCGGGAGCACGCAGGACUUUGAAGAUAGAGUCGUCCCUGCGUUACUCCAAGUACGAGCUGCUGCGGUCGGCCCUCAGCGUCCAUCCUGACCAGGUGGAGAAGACCAUCGACGACAUCAUGGCCCUGAAGAAGAUCAACCCGGACACCAACCCGCAGCUGGGCGUCUCGCUGCAGGCCAGCCUGCUGCAGAUCACGGGCUACCGGAGCCUGAUGGCCGAGGUGGAGAAGCUCCGCAGGGAGCCGUACGACUCCGAAAACGCCGAGCAUGAGAGCAUGCUGAUGAAGCUGUGGAAGGAGCUGCGUCCCGACACGCCCCUCACCGGACGCAUCUCCAAGCAGUGGUGUGAAAUCGGUUUCCAAGGCAACGAUCCCAAGACUGACUUCAGAGGGAUGGGCCUGCUGGGCCUGCAGAACCUGCUGUAUUUUGCAGAACAUGACAGAGCGGCGGCGCUGCAGAUGCUCCAGGACUCGCUGCAGCCAAAGCACAAGAGUUCUCACAGAAAGCCCAGUGAGCUGAACCAGCCUGACUGGGAGCAGAAGGUCCCUGACAAAGCCAUCGGAUAUUCGUUCGCCAUCGUGGGCAUCAACAUCACGGACCUGGCCUACUCGCUGCUGGUGAGCGGCGCCCUGAAGACCCACCUGUACAACGUGGCGCCGGAGAUGGCCGACCUGCAGCACUUCCAGCAGAUCUUCUGUUACCUGAUGCAGGAGUUCCAGCGGUUCUGGAUUGAGGAGGAUCCCAGUGACAUCAUGGAGUUCAACCGGGUCCGCUCCAAGUUCCACCGGCGGAUCCUGCGGCAGCUGAAGGACCCGGACAUGGCUCUGUGUCCCCACUUCUCCGCCUCCGACCUCCACCUGGUCAACCUGUGACCCCCCGAACCCCAGACGACCUCCAGCGGGCCGGCGAAGCGUCACGCUGACGAUUCCCCGACCCGCCGGAGGCGUUUCCCAGCUAGCAUCACGUCGUCACUGCCAGCAGCUCACCGUCCCCGGCGCUCCGCCUGCUCCUGGUCGCCCUCUAGCCUCCACGUUGUCUGCAUGUCUGGCUGACAUGUCGGUCCACAUUUUAUUUCAAUUACUUUAAUUAGUGGCAGAGAGGUUCAAGCAUCACAAUGCAAACUCCAAAACACACAAACAACAACAAAAAAACAAAUGUGACGGAGAAAUGCUGCCAAACAAAAAAAAAAGCAAAACAAAAAUUGAAGUCCUCCAGAACACUAGGGGGAGUCUGGAGUCUGUAAUGUUACCUUCCUACAUAGCACACCUCUUCAUUCUUCCUCUGUCGGUCACCUGGACAUCCCGUCUUUCUUUGUGUGUUUUGCUGUUUGCCGCGUAUUUGCACCUUGUCUUUGGCCAAAAACCACGAGCCAUUUCUCCCGCCGGCUUAGCGUGUUUGUUGUCGUUGUAUUUCCCAGAAUGCCCUGCGCUGAAGUCCACUUCCUGCUUUUGGAGCGGUCUCUGGUCCGCUUGGUGUUCUUAUAAGCAUUCAAACCGAAUCAGAGUUCACUUGGAGGACCAGAGUUAGCUUAGCAUUCACUCCUCACCAACAGAACUGAACCUUAAACACAUAAAAUAACUUUUUUACCAAAUAAAUCCAGAGUUCAGCCCAGAUCCCUGUGGUCCAUUUCAACAGUAAUAAGUUUAACAACAAAAAACACUCAGUUAGCGGUUAGCAUGUGGACGAGAAGUUCAAACGCAGCAGAAAGUGUGGAAAGUAUCCGUUAGGGUGGAGUUAGCAUCGUGCUAACGCCAGGUGCAGUUGCUAUAAUGUGGUUAUUUCCCUCAAUCAGUUUGACCUUCCUGUCUCAUUCACUGCCUCCGGCUGCAGCUCAGACCACCAGCAUCAGGACGACCUUGGCGAUUGUAGCUGCUUCUCUCCGUUUCAUCGUUGCUUUAAGGAAUCGUGUCGAUUGUAUCGCAGCCGUUUCACCUCAGACAUGAACGUUUUCAUCAUUUCAUUCGUAGAAGCCGUCUGUUGGGACGUCGACGUGCCGCUAGCGACACGUUUUGUGUUUCUGGUGUAUUUAGAGGAAACGCUCCUGGUGGUUUUAUGAACUUAAUGAGCUGCUUCACCUUGUAUCUGUAUUACUGAAACUGCCAUAGAUUGUAAUGUACAUUUUCUGGACACUUGAACACCAGGGACGUCUUCUUGCCAAAAACACUCAGCAGCAGUUAGUUUGUAGCUCAAUAUUAAACACUAAACAAAGAAACAAACAAACAAACAAAAAAAGCUAAAUGGUGUUUCAAUAUUUCAAUAUGAAAGUUGAGUCACUUAUAAAUAUUUCACAUCUCAGAGUUUUUGCACAUUUUCUUCUGUUCUGAAUGUUUGAAUCUGUUUCAUUUCCUGAAUGUUUCUAUCGUUGUUUCAACCAAAGCAAUAAUUUCCUUUGGUUUCUGUGAACGCGCCGCGCGUGCCUGCUUGUCUCGCUUUGUGGGUCGGAGCUGAAGGUCAGGCUGCUGCACACACACCGAGAGGUCAAAGGUUAAACAGAUCUGUUCUGGUCAUUGUCUCUCCGGUGUGCAUAUCUUCAGAUAAGAUAUUUAAAAAAACGUGUUAAAGUUAUCAAAUUAGAAUUUGUUGGAAAUGAAACUAGUCAAUAUGACUGAACAUUUAAUCAGAUGGAUGUUGACAUAUUAAAAGUACUUUUUGAAUAUUUAACAGACAUCCAAAGGUCUAUUAAAAGAGAAAAAUAAAAACUUUAUAAAAUGUAAGGAUAACUUUAACUGGGUCACUUUUUAUUUUUUUACUUUGUUUUGUUUGUUUCCUCUGGAGGAACAUAGUUUUAACUGUAACCAUGUAAAUGAGAUAAAUCAGGACUUCAGAGUUAAAGUUUAAUCAUGUUUCAAAGCGAUAGUUUGGACUAACUGAAGUGUGGUCAUGUGGAGCUGUUAGCAGUCAGUAUCUUACCUGCAGCAGAUGGAAACAUUAGCUUGACUCGCCACGUUUCUCCAAACUGAAUCUGUUUGUGUCUCCAGAAAUCAUUAAAAACAAAAUAACUAAAUUCAACAUUUAAAUUUUUAUACUUUCACUGCAAGGUAUCAGGAAAGAAACCAAAGAUUGUUAAACCUUUCAGCUUCUUUUUAAAUGUCUCAUCUUGAUAUUUUGGUGACCCUUCAGAUUUAAGUUAUUAAUCUGAAACAAUAAAUGAAUUUUAUUUAGACUAAAGAGGGGUAAACUUCCCGUUUAUUGGCUCAGCAGCAGUCUGAUUGUCUCGGCGCCAAGUUGCUCUAAGUUGCACAUUUCCUUUAAGGUCGUUGCUUUGCUUUAAUAUUCAUCACCACGGUGUGAAAAUCCUUACAGAAGAUAACAUGUACAGCAUCAAUGUUUACUGCCACCGCUGGUCGAGUUGAAGCUUUUAGUCGGUGUUUAGCAGACGCUGAAUGUUUCUGAUUUCACCUCAUUCUGCCGCUUUGCUUUGCUCUAGAAUAUCUUAGGUUAAUCUGGUAAUUCCACUGUAUCCUAGAUGAAUUUAGGCUCCAGUAUUCUGCUUUAAUCUGCAUGGAUGUUUUCAUUCGGUAUGCUUCACUAAAGUACUGUAACGGUAUUGUAACUGUGGAUUUAAUUUGUCUGAGCUGUACUUUUAGAAACAUUAAUAAAAAUUAAAUGUCA
Molecule: messenger RNA, 3919 nt
Organism: Poeciliopsis prolifica (blackstripe livebearer)
Lineage: Eukaryota; Metazoa; Chordata; Actinopteri; Cyprinodontiformes; Poeciliidae
Gene: elmod1
Product: ELMO/CED-12 domain containing 1
Exons: 12
Coding region: 175-1179 (334 amino acids)
Molecular function (GO): GTPase activator activity
Source: RefSeq, a predicted model, not a curated record